Esox lucius (northern pike) is the source of this 5376-nucleotide messenger RNA. Its product is annotated as protein bicaudal C homolog 1. Gene Ontology annotation, molecular function: RNA binding; protein binding. The record is from RefSeq and is a predicted model, not a curated record. The coding region runs from base 276 to 3578 and encodes 1100 amino acids. Lineage: Eukaryota; Metazoa; Chordata; Actinopteri; Esociformes; Esocidae. The transcript has 21 exons. Gene Ontology annotation, cellular component: cytoplasm.
AUUAGCUGCAGUAUACAUGAAGUCAUUUUCGGAAGAACACGCAUUUAGGCUCAAGCAGAUGUGAAGGGCGGCGCUCUGUACAGAGUGGGGAGUAACAAAGACUACGCUGGAGAAAAGUUUACUUCAUUUCAAGAGGUCUCCAAAGAGUCUCCUCCAUACUACUACAUUAAUUCUCAGAGCAACGGGGAGGAAUGGCCGUAAGUAGAAGUUAAGUUUGGAAGUGUUUUAACUCAGUGAGCAAGGCUGUGGCAAGUGAACGGUGUUAUUUGGAAGCCAUGGCCGCUCAGACCGACUCAUUGAGCGGAUACCUGCAUCAGUCAGACCCGGGCUCCAACAGCGAACGCAGCAGCGACUCCCCCCUGCCGAUAUCUGAGGAUGACUCCAGCGGACCCCCGGCCCCGUUUGACCCUGAAUGGACAGAGGAGAGAUUCCGAGUAGACCGGAAAAAACUGGAGCUCAUGCUGCUUGCUGCCACAGAGGGGAUGAUGAACGGAGAAGAGGAUGGGAGGAUGAACAGAGGAGAAGACUUCUUUCAGAAGGUUAUGAAGGAAACUAAGACUCAGAUAGCUUGGCCCUCCAAACUGAAGAUUGGUGCCAAGUCUAAGAAGGAUCCUCACAUCAAGGUGUGUGGGAAGAGAGACAAUGUGAAAGAGGCCAAAGAGAGGAUAAUGUCUGUCCUGGACACUAAAAGUAACCGAGUCACCCUGAAGAUGGACGUGUCCCACACAGAGCACUCCCACGUCAUUGGGAAGGGGGGCAACAACAUCAAGCGGGUGAUGGAGGAGACAGGCUGUCACAUCCACUUCCCCGACUCCAACCGCACCAAUCACUCCGAGAAGAGCAACCAGGUUUCAAUAGCUGGCCAGCCAGGAGGAGUUGAGUCAUCCAGAGCAAAGAUCAGGGAGCUUCUCCCACUGGUCCUGAUGUUUGAUCUGCCAGUGAUGCUCCAGGUGACCCCUGACCCCAGCUCUGCAGCCAUUCAGCUCAUCUCGCAGACCUACAACAUCUCUGUUUCCUUCAAACAGACUCCACGCUCCAGACCAUACCCAGCCACUGGGGUAAUCAGGGGCGGAGCCACCGGUGUUGUCAGAGGCUCCCAGAACAACAUUGCUGCUGUCAAGAGGGGUACAGCCGUGUUAUUAGAUCACCUAACGGGAAGCCUGUCCAGUGCCGUCCCAGUAAGCACUCAGCUGGACAUUGCACCCCAACACCACCUCUUCAUGAUGGGCCGGAAUGGCAGCAACAUCAAACAGAUUAUGCAGACGACCGGAGCUCAGGUCCACUUCCCUGAACCCAACAACCCUCUAAGGAAAACCACUGUCUACAUCCAGGGAACAGUUGACUCUGUCUGCCUGGCUCGACACUACCUCAUGGGCUGUCUCCCGCUGGUCCUGAUGUUUGACAUCCCAGAGACUGUGGAGGUGGAGCCUGAUGACAUCACCACUCUGAUGGAUCAACUUGAUGUUUUCAUCAGCAUCAAACCCAAACCUCGGCAGCCCAGCAAGUCCGUGAUAGUGAAGAGCGUGGAGAGGAAUGCUGGGAACAUGUACGAGGCCAGGAGGUGUCUGUUGGGACUGCAAACCAGUGGGGUGCCAUCGUCACCCCCCUCCUCUUGUAGCAGCAGCCCCCCCGCCACACACCGCCCCCCUCUGGGCUUCCAAAUGAUGGCAUCAGCCGGGUUGGGUCUAAACAGUCUAGGUCUCCUGGGUCCAACGGCUGAUUCUAUGAACAGUUCUUCAGCCCACAGCUCUCUUCUCGACGCUCUCAGCAACUCCAACAAUGCCAUGGACAGCCCCCUACACCCAGGCUCAAGCCCCCUACACCCAGGCUCAAGCCCCCUACACCCAGCCUCCAGCCCCUUACGCCCAGGAAACCCCAGCACUCCCCUCUGGUCCUCUCCUCUACCCAGUACAGGGUUCUUGUCAACGCGGAUGCUCCACCCAGCUGACCAGGCCACCUUGACCAACAUUCUGUCUGGUGUCCAGGGCUACAACCAUCACACCCACUCUGUUCCAGGCCUGUACCCCCAACACAACCCCUCUCCCCCUGGACUGUAUCGUCAUCACACCCCUUCUCCCCCAGGCCUGUACCCCCAACACACACCCUCUCCCCCAGGCCUGUACCCCCAACACACAUCCUCUCCCCCAGGCAUGUGCCCCCAUCACACACCCUCUCCCCCUGGCCUGUACCCCAAUCACACUCCCUCCCCACCAGGCCUCUACACCCACCACACGCCAUCUCCACCCCCUGGUCUGGCUCCUAUUGACCCCAAGGGGAAACUCAACAGUGUUCCUGAUUGCAGUAAGGUGUCUGCUCUCAGUGGUCACCUCAAGCACGGCGGGGCGGUUUACCGAAGUAUGUCAUCGGCAGGCUGUCUGGCUGACCAGGUCCUGAAUCCAAAACAUGGAGACUCUGUCCAGGAAGCUGGAGGACAGUGCCCUGCUGACCCUCUUGCUAGCAAGACCAGCCCUGACCAAGGCUCUGAUGCAUUUGUGGAGGUGGGGAUGCCGCGCAGUCCCUCCCAGUCAGGAAACAGUGUUGAACUGAAACAGAUGUUAGCAUCUUGUAAGACGGCCUCAGGGAAAAGGCAGGCCCUGGAGCUGCUGCAGGGCACCAAGAACUCACACCUACAUUCUGAAUGCCUGCUGUCUGACUCAGACUCCAGUGCGUCGGAGGGUCCUGUGGCUGAUAAGAGAGCCCCCGGCAGUGAGAGGGCUGAGCGGGCAGCAGAGAGGGAGAGGGCUGAGAUAGCUGCACAGCAGAACAGACUGGACAUGGACCCCGAGGAAGCUUUUGACAGCAUGCAGGUUUUUGACUACGAGCAGAAAAAGCUGCUGGCAACCAAAGCCAUGUUGAAGAAGCCAGUGGAGACAGAGGUGCGGACCCCCACCAACACAUGGAGCGGGCUGGGGUUCUCCAAGUCCAUGCCGGCAGAGACCAUCAAGGAGCUGCGUCGAGCCAACCACGUACCCUACAAACCCUCCAUGUCCACCACUUACGAGGACUCCCCACUGUCGCUGUCCAACUGUCGGGAAGCCCUCGGGAGUGGCAGCGAAUCUGAAAACUGGAGGGACAGGAAUGGGGGCAGGCUACCUGGACAGACAGAGUACCAAUCAGCCAUCAGUCCAAAGAGGAAGCAGAACAAAACUGAAAACUACCUGAGCAGCAGUAACUACAUGGACUGUUUCUCGUCGGUGACGGGAAGUAACGGACUCAACCUCAACUCCUCCUUCAAAGUUUCUGAUCUGCCAGAACUGUUCAGCACCAUGGGCUUGGGGAAAUACACAGAUGUCUUCCAGCAGCAAGAGAUUGACCUUCAGACAUUCCUGACGUUAACAGACCAGGACCUGAAGGAACUCGGCAUCUCCACGUUUGGAGCACGGAGGAAAAUGUUGCUUGCUAUCUCAGAACUUAAUAAGAACGGCAGGAAACUGUUUGAAUCUCCCAGCAUCCGCUCCUCCUUCCUGGAUGGGGGCGCCAGCGGACGCCUCCCUCGCCAAUUUACCGGGGACAUCACCAGCACGCGACUGCCUCGCAGUUUCACCGGGGACAUUGCUAGUGUCAGUGGCAGGUGGUAGACUGGUCUGUCUGAGGCCAGGACAGAGCGGAUGGGUCCACUUCACUGUUUUCCUCUCUGUAAACAGCCAGUCCUCUACUGCACAAAGCACCUCCCAUUAAAUUAGGACUAAGCCCCUCCCAUUCCCAGCUGUACUAACUGGACCAAAUGCCUGCCAGCAAGAGAUGUUUAAGCCCUAUGUGAUAAUCCAAUGUGAUAUUACUUCACCGGUGAUGCACCAGUGACGCUGAAGGACACAGAGGUAUCAUUUUGACGGCACAGGAGCUUUUGUUGGUGGUUUUGACCGAAACAGGUAGCAUGCUUCGUACAAGAGACAGAGAUGUUUAGCACUAUUUAAAUGCAAUAUUCGUUUUGAUGUAAACUUUAUUUGCACUUUUAAGAAUAGUAGAUCUGCCUGUGGAUGAUUACUUCCUUGUGAGGCCAACUCUAAUAUACAGGUCUUGUAUAGCACUUAGCGGGGGGUUCGAAGCCUGGUAGAAAUGUAUCGUUUAGAUUGAAUGCUGGAUCACCUAGCAUUUCUGCAGCAUUCUAUAUUUUACAUGAUUCCUUUAUGUAUUAUUCUUUAUUUAUAGUUAACAUGUAUGUUUCAUCAUGUUUGAUCAGAUCAACUGUAAGCAUUGGUUUUAUUUCAGUUUAGGAACACAAGUUUAUGUUUCUUUGUAGACACGUGUAUGGAGACUCCGUCAGAUCAAUGUUGGGAGGGAUGUAAAUCCCCUGUUUCCUAAAGGGACCCGUGAAAAGGCCUUGUCUGUCGGUCUGGUGUCAAGGCAUACACUAACAGAGUCUUCCAAAGAAGGGUUCAUGCCUGUUUGAAUGGUCUGGAACUUCCUUACCAAACCUGGGUGAUACAGUUUUUUUCUUCCAUUCAUUGAUAUCCCUUGUGAUGAGAUAACGAAGCAUCUAACUAUCUGUUAUAAACAUGGACAUGUUGUAGCUGUUAAGACUGUGAAUGAUCAUAGUUGUCUCUGGAGGAGAACCCAAUGUUAUUGAUCACCACAAAUGGUAGCUAGUGCUUACCACAAACGAGAGUUUCUUCCACAAACGGAAGCUUAUGUUUGCCAAAUAUUAGUGGAAAAUGAUUGCCCGGCGGAACAAGCCUUACGUUUAUAUGCAAACCACUUAUUUACUGUUACCGGUACGUUUACAUGUCUCGUAUAUACUCCAGUUUGUAUUGACAAAUUAUGUUGAAUUGUUGUGUAUUGUCUUAGGUACGGUGGUAGAGGAAUUCUGUUGUAUUCAUAACGCAAAUGAAAAUACUGCAGAUUUUGUCAUUGUGAGUUCAGUCAUAUUAUCAUUCAUUGUCUGAUAAAGGGAAGGUGGGUGUUGAUGCAAACAACGUCCUGUGCUUUCUGAAGGGACCAAUCCAACCUGUGAUUGUAUAGAUGCAGUAAUAAACUAUGCAAAGACCGUAGUCACUUUAGUACAUUUCAAAGGACGGACUGAAGACCACAGUAUAAAAGUUUGUGAGGUUGUCUUCGCCAGCAGUUUGUUCUACAAGUCAGUAUUCAUUUAGAAAUCAGAUGUUAUUAUUUUGUAAACAUUUCUUUCUUGAAUAUUUUUAAUGCCUUUCUCAAUAUCAACAAAUGUUUGACUGAACAAAUGGAACGGAAAGAAUGUUGAUUGACCUUGUGUAUGUCCAUUUGUAAGAGAUGCAGAUGUUUUUAUAGCUAUUGUUAGACUGCAGUUCUCUGGGGUUUUUUGGUCAGGGUUUUUUAGCUGGAAUAUCAGUUGGGAUACCUAAAAUGUGUUAACCAGUUUGUGGCCUUGUUUCAAUAUAAUAAACCUUUCUGCAAACCUUG